AUGCGUUUCUCUCAGUUCUUCGCUGCUGCUGCUCUCGCCGCCCCCCUUGUCUUGGCUGCACCGACUUCGAGCACCACUCCCAAUACUGCAACCAUCGAUCUGACCACCGAUCUGACCACUAAUCCUCACUAUGCCACUGCUCUUUGGCAGGUAAAGGAGAAAUAUCCCGGCAUCAGUGAGGAAGAUGCUCGGACUGCAGCUCUGGGCUACUUGGAAGCAAUUGGUGUGCAAACCACCGGCGCUCCCCCAAAUACCACCGAUUCCCUGGCUGAACGUGACAUUGAGAAGCGCUGCUGCAGUGGCUGUGACCAGGGCAACUGCAUCAUUGCCAUUUUCCUCCUCGGCUUCUGCUGCAUCGGCUCUUAG
Trichoderma virens Gv29-8 is the source of this 366-nucleotide messenger RNA. RefSeq lists its product as uncharacterized. The coding region runs from base 1 to 366 and encodes 121 amino acids. The transcript is spliced from 2 exons. The record is from RefSeq and is a predicted model, not a curated record. NCBI's taxonomy places the organism in Eukaryota, Fungi, Ascomycota, Sordariomycetes, Hypocreales, Hypocreaceae.